Lytechinus variegatus (green sea urchin) is the source of this 1410-nucleotide messenger RNA. RefSeq lists its product as uncharacterized. NCBI's taxonomy places the organism in Eukaryota, Metazoa, Echinodermata, Echinoidea, Temnopleuroida, Toxopneustidae. The coding region runs from base 137 to 1021 and encodes 294 amino acids. The transcript has 4 exons. The record is from RefSeq and is a predicted model, not a curated record.
AUGCAGCGCUCGGUGUAUAACCCGUUAGUUGAAUGAGGCUUGAGAUCACUUGCACUGGUACGGAACUCGUUACAGACUGAGGCAAAUUUGGUAGCUGCAUUAUUAUCUGAUAUCCAUUUGAAAUUCACUGGAAAUCAUGACAACCUACAUGCCACCGAUGCAGACGAAAGCGAGAGCAGAGAAGGCACCACCGCAAGGCCUAAACUCCACAAACAGAGUCUUUGGAAACUACGAUGAGAAGAACACACGUGGCAUGUACAACGGCUCUCACUAUGCCAGGACAUUCAAGGGAGAGAAGCAUCCUUCCCAACCCCAACCAAGGUUAAGUUCGGCCACCAGGCACAACAAACCCCACCCUGAGGGUGUGGGCUUUCUCAUCCAGGACUGUGCGACGCUUCAUGACCCCAUCUGUGAUGUCAAGACGAAGGUCAACCCCAACGAUGCUCACUGGUGGCCUUCCAGGGAGAACCCAAACACCAAUAAGAACCCAGUUUACACCAAGGACACCAUAAGCAGGAGUGAUUACAAGACGUAUAAGGAUAGACCUAAGGGACAAACGAGACACGGUAGUAACCCGCACACCAUGCCUGCACAAGGACCAGUUCCUGUAACACAAUUAGCAAACCCGACCGGACCUAGACUUCUGAUGGAGCGAAUCUCAUAUCAGCAUGGUUAUGACAGCCGUAAAACAAACAACCUACAGCAAAGGGGCAAGCUCCAUGGAAACUUUGUAUGGGACGUCUUCCACCCCACCUCACAACCAGACACCAAGGAUGUCCCCUCAAGACCAAGACUCCCAGGGCGGGGCAGCGAGGGUAUGCGCAACAUCAUGAUGCACGACCUCACCCACGAGUCCAACCGAGCCGUCCGGGAGGCGCAGUUCCCCGGUCAAUACCGACCCCUGAAGCCCAUCGCUGGGAAGAUCGGGGGAAAGCAAGAGGGAAAGAUUGUGCCGACUGAUGUUCCCAGUGCCGGACUCAGACAUGAUACAGUGCCAACUCUCCCUCCAAUUGGAAUGUAGGAUGGUGAACUGCUUUAUAUGUCCUAUGGAGUUUAAUGGUGCUUCCUUUGGUGGUGUGUUCUUGAUUCAGAUCAGACUUCCAAAAUUCCAUUUUUUCUCAAUUAUUGUGCUGAUAGAUAGCAUUUGCCUUUACUAUCUUUAAGGUAAAGGAUAUUAUUUUUCAUCUUGCUUCAGUCAAUUUAAGUCUUUGGCAUUGAUUCAUGAUCCACCCUGAGAUCGACAAGUUGUCAUUCAUUAGGAGUUACCAAAGAUGUAUAAAUAAAGGGGAAAAAAACAGAUGUGAACAAUUUUUAAGUCACCAGUGCCAUAAGUUUAGUCAUGACAGUUCAGCACUGGGUCCUACUGGAAAUGUUGAAGUCUAAAGCAGCUGCAGGCAGCUGAUGAACAGU